UCUUUCUAAGUCGGGAACUGUCCACCACCGGUGCCGAUUUCGAAUUCUGUUUUGAUGUUUAUUCGUGCACAGCACUCUCAAUCGGCGCUCGGACUUAAAACAAAUACGAAUAAUGUAAAGUUUGUGUUACAUAUAAUUGUCCAUUCAUUUUCCCCACCAUACCAGUAAUUGUGCGAAAUUUUCGGCACAACAACAAUUUCAAGUCAAGACGAAUCUCUGCCACUUUUCGAAGGCACCGAAUCUCCCAUACAAUCGCAGCACGGACGCACACACUCCCAUAUAGCAACGUACGUGUGUAGUAUUUGUAUGGCACAUGCACAAAAAACUGGUGUAUGUUUGAUUUAUAACUAAAGUGAGAUUAAGUUCGAAAUCUCGGUGGUAUAAAGAUGGCGUCCAACAGCCCAUCGAAGAAAAAAUCCUCUGGUAUGCGCGUAUUGUGGAUACCAGGCAGAAAAUCUCACCAUCCCAAGGGCCGCUAUAGCACCACCAGUAAGCACGUCUCGUACUCGGGUCCGCAAAAGAAAAGCGAGGUGUGGUCCUUGGGAGGCAGCAAGGCACAGACCGAGCUGAUUGACUUCCCAAUGUCCGAGGGUCUAGCUACACCGUCAUCGUCUCUGAGCAUUGUGGCCACUUGCUCGUUAGUUCAAAGCGUGAAACUCGAUCAUCACACUUCCUCUGAUGAUUUAGUCGGACUAUCAGAGACUGCCACGUUGCCCGCUUCGCCAGGAGCUGAAGAUACUCCGCCACACAGUCCACUCUCUGAGGCACCAUCAACGCCGUCCACAAAAGCCAUGACCUCUCCCAAUGUUAUAACAACAGCAGAAGUGCAGAAUUUGCAGCACAACUUUGUGUGUCCCGAAGACAUGCCCAAGGUGCCAGGGCAUGUGGCAGCAACAGCCGAGGCAGAACUGGCACUUAACAGCUCGGCAGGCACGACAGCUUCGAUAGCAACGACAUCCUCGCCACAGGCAAACCGGAAGGCAGAACCCCAGCAAAUGCCAGCAAUAACAUCGCACUCGCAGGAAGCCUCACCCCAAAAGACCAAAUAUAAGAAUCACAAUAACAAUCAGGAGGAUAUCAAUUCAAUUGAGAGCCUCUCCAGUUUUCCACGCUUUCAGGGAAAUGCCGCUGAAUUUGAUUGGAUCGACGAGAUGGUGCAGCAACGGAACUGCAACGAACUGAUGCACAAGAACAAGCGCAAAAAGGGCUCGAAAAAGGCCAUCGAGAGUCUCGAAAAGGACCAAUUGGAUGGCAAAUCCUACGAUUACAAGACCAAGGACAAUAUUGAUAAUAAUGAUGGUGAUGAAAAGAUGGUCACAUGCCUCUACUACUCGCUCAUGUGCUGCGACUGUACUAUAUCAUAAUCGAAUGAGAGCGUUUAAGUCUCUCCAGCUACAUAUAUCCAUGUAAAAUACCUCUUUAAACCUACCUAUGUAUAAAAUAUGUUCGUUUUUUGAUACGAUACCUUUUAGUAGUAUAAUAAUCCUCGAAAAGAACCCGACCCCAAAAUGAAGACACGACAGACAUUUAGCAUAAAACAAAAUUCAAAUCCGUACGCCCUCAGUAGCUACAGACAGAAGAAUAACUGAAGUAUUAACGAAUUUAUAAUGAUUUACAUGGAAGGUUAUACUAUAAUUUACAAAACAAAAACAACCACAAAACAAAAAUAACAUUCAAAUUAACGUCCGUACUCUAUAAAAGAAUACGAGUUAGUCUGUCAGAAAACAAUCUCGUUUUGUAUGUACAUUAUUAAAGCUAUUUUGUACUUUUGUAAACAAGGUAUUUUCUACAAAAUACACCAUAAAAUAAAUACAAAA
This is a messenger RNA of Drosophila miranda, 1817 nucleotides long. RefSeq lists its product as uncharacterized. Lineage: Eukaryota; Metazoa; Arthropoda; Insecta; Diptera; Drosophilidae. The transcript has 5 exons. The record is from RefSeq and is a predicted model, not a curated record. Bases 387 to 1364 code for a protein of 325 amino acids.